AGUCUUCUCCUCAGCGACAGCACUAGUAUGUUGGAUUUGGGAGCUGCAAAGAAGCAGACGCCUGUCUGUGUAGAGGGGUGUGGCAUUUGACAAUGGACUAUUGAAUAAGAGAGAGAGAGAGAGAGAGGGGAGAGACCUUGUAGCGUGAUAGAAACGGGGGACCGUAGCGACCGUGCCAUGGAAGGGUCAUACAACGCAAAGAAAGUGCUUCCUCAGCGGCCAGGAUUUCGGCACCAUAGAAAAGAGAACUAUGUGUGUCGCGACGUCCUGUCCCGGCAGUCUACAGAGUGUAGUGAGGUUCAGGAAGUGAGCCAGUCCCAGCUGCAGCAGCCCAGGGUGAAGCUGAACGGCUCCACGGUGGAGACACCCAGUCACCACGACCUGCACCGCGAACUGUUGGUCAGCACCAAACGAGGUCUGUUGCCAGGAGAGAAGCCUGAGCUGAAGCGAGUCCUGGAACAGAGGAGGCUGGAGCAGCACAGAGAGCAGGAACUGGCUCUACAGCCUCCUCUGGAACUGGAGACUGAGCUACGCAAGAGACAGCAGAUACUACUGGAGUAUGAGCAGGAGGAAGAUCAGGCGCCGGGAGGAGCAGGAGAGAGAAGUCCCUGAGUUUGUAACGCGUGAAGGACAACCUGAGGCGCACACCAGAUGUCUGGGCAGUGACGACCACUUGACGUUCCGUCCCUUCCCAUCAGCCCCCGCAGGCCCUGGCUGCGGCCAGUUUCUUCACCCAAGAGUCCAAAGAGUGCACUUGUUCACCUCCUCACCACAAUGGUUCUGCCAUUGCAAUGAACUAUCCUCCUGUUUCUCCCUCCACCAGCCUCCACUGCGAUCCAUAUCCUACAGCUAUAUGAUGAGGACCAACUUCACUGCAGCAAGUUAUUGAAAAGACUACUCCUAGGACUGAUAUGCAUCUCUUGCUGGACUGUUUACUGUGUGGAAAAAGGCAAAUAAGCAAUGUAGGAAAACCAGUCAGUAGGUUUCAUAUAAAGAAUGUGAGUGAAAAAUCAUAAACUCAGCAAAAAAAGAAACAUCCUCUCAGUGUCAACUGCGUUUAUUUACAGCAAACUUAACAUGUGUAAA
This is a messenger RNA of Salvelinus sp. IW2-2015, 1086 nucleotides long. RefSeq names its product protein FAM107B-like. NCBI's taxonomy places the organism in Eukaryota, Metazoa, Chordata, Actinopteri, Salmoniformes, Salmonidae. The record is from RefSeq and is a predicted model, not a curated record.